UCACACUGAGCCUGUCCCGCAUCGUGUCGCAUCGUCCUGCUCGCCUGCUCUGUCCAUCAGCCCUGUCUCCGCGACCAUCCGCCACACUGCUCUCUUGCACAGCCCUCGGGCUCGCCCGUCCAGCCAUGGCUGCCCCCAAGAAGGGCCGCCCUGCGAAUCUCACUCUGGAGGUAUCACGGCCCCACUCUAACACUGUAAUUGAGCUCGAAACACCCGUCGAGUACCACCCCGCGUCUGACCUCGACGACGAGCUUCUCCAGCUCUCCUCGCCGUCCUCGCCGUCCUCGCCCUCCUCAGACUCGUCCGAAUCACCCAUAGGAUACCCCGCGCACCUCGAGACCGACUCUGACACGACCUCUGACGAGUUCGCCAAGGAUCUUGCAGCCCUGGACCGCCUCCGUCGCAGCGUACAGAAGAAUCUCCGGCUCCGCCCGCUGCGCUCCUCGUCGUCAUCCAUGCAGAGUGCAUCACCCUCCGUCGCACACACCCGCCAGUCCUCCCCUUACACCGCCUGGUCAGACGCGUCUGACCGUCGCUCCCCGAGCCCGAGCGGCAGUGCCAGUCCUGCCAGUGUCUACUUCACCCCGCCAUCGAGCAGUCCCGCAAGCAGCAACCGGCACGCGGGCUCGACCCCGCUGUCUUGUCGCACGUCUGUCGGCUCCGACCGCCCACUGCUUGUAGACACGAGACCGGUCGCCUCUUACAUGGCCAGCCGCCUCGAACGCAGCAUCAACAUCGCUAUUCCAUCACUUAUUCUCAAGCGAUGUCGCAAACCAAAUGGUGGGUUCUCAGACCUCGACGCCUUGCGUCAAUACAUCACGACAGAGGAAGGCCAGCACAUAUGGGAUGACAUGAUGAAUAGCGGAGAUUGGGAUGGAGAACACAACUCGAUGGCGACCGCUUGGGCUCUUCUCCCCAUUGUGGAACCCCUUCUCAUCAUGGCAGGUCUGUUCCAGCUGGACGUUUCAUCCGCCAGUCGCUCUAGAAGUCUCCCCCAAGCCGAGCAAGCACCUGUCUCUCCCGCACCCUCAUGCCCUCCGCCAUCCACUCCUGGCAUGUCGCUGGGGAUUAUCAACACCCUCACCUCCGCCCUCACAGACGGUUUCACCCGUCCACCCCCACCACGGAGACCGAGCAUCCCGCAACUGGGCAAAAUCGACACAAGCUCCGCCGAGCGACUUAACGCAGGCAUGCCCCGACUUCAGGUCCGCACCCAGCCCGUGAAGGCCGCUACAUUAUCCGCGCCACCAUUGCACGGCUUCGAUACCACUUCGCUUCGUUCGCGCUCGCGCUCACCCUCGCAUCUGAACCUCUCAUUCUCCAAUCAUUCUCCACCAGGGUCGGCGCGCCUUUUGUCUUCGGGUUUAAACGGCUCGUUCGAACACUUACCACCACCCUCUCCUUCCUUAGCCACAGUAGCGGCGGCACACAUAGUCCCGGCACGCCUAUGCCACCGAGCACGUAGAGGAGCUCCUCUCUUUGGUGUGAAGCGGAUAUUGAACCUUGCUUUUGAGUGCGACGACGACCACGGGCUCCUCCUGCGCGAGCGGUUCGAGCGUUAUGUGCGAAUACCCAUGCGAGAUACGGUCGAGGAAGAUAACAUCACGCGUGGCGUCCGUGAGGUGUGCGAGCUUUUAGAUGACGCCCGGUUGCAUUCCGCCCCCACCUAUGUACAUUGCAAGGCGGGCAAGUCGCGCUCCGUAACGGCGGUCAUGGCCUACCUCAUCCACGCGAACCACUGGACACUAUCGAAAGCCUACGCCUUCGUGCUCGAGCGGCGGAAGGGCAUCUCGCCCAACAUCGGCUUCGUCUCAGAGCUGAUGACCUUCGAGGAGCAAGAGCUCGGCGGCAAGUCCGUCGGCGUCGUCAAGAUGACGCCUACAAGCGCGGAGGUGCCGAGCGAGGAGCCCGCAGGCACCUCGGCACGGGCGCGAACUACCAGGUCGCGUUGGGCGAGCCUGCCGCCCCUGUUUUCGCGCGAGCAGUCGUUCAACGUCGUGCCCGUGCCGAUAGCAGGUGAUACCGCCGCCAUUGGUGACUUGGGCCAGGAGAUGGAGAUCAAGGACGCCUCGGGGCGCUAUCGGCACGCACGACGGGCACCUCCGAUGCGACGCGUCAGCAAGGCCGGCCUGGAGAGCUCUGCGUACGCAUGA
Molecule: messenger RNA, 2153 nt
Organism: Fomitopsis serialis
Lineage: Eukaryota; Fungi; Basidiomycota; Agaricomycetes; Polyporales; Fomitopsidaceae
Exons: 8
Coding region: 126-2153 (675 amino acids)
Biological process (GO): negative regulation of MAPK cascade; protein dephosphorylation
Cellular component (GO): cytoplasm
Molecular function (GO): protein tyrosine/threonine phosphatase activity; MAP kinase tyrosine/serine/threonine phosphatase activity
Source: RefSeq, a predicted model, not a curated record